Colletotrichum higginsianum IMI 349063 is the source of this 2529-nucleotide messenger RNA. Its product is annotated as Fungal specific transcription factor domain-containing protein. Gene Ontology annotation, biological process: DNA-templated transcription; regulation of DNA-templated transcription. The record is from RefSeq and is a predicted model, not a curated record. The coding region runs from base 1 to 2529 and encodes 842 amino acids. Lineage: Eukaryota; Fungi; Ascomycota; Sordariomycetes; Glomerellales; Glomerellaceae. Gene Ontology annotation, molecular function: zinc ion binding; DNA-binding transcription factor activity, RNA polymerase II-specific; DNA binding. The transcript is spliced from 6 exons.
AUGGACGCCACAAACAGAGACACCCCCCAACCGACGAGCCCGUCCGCCGUCGCCGCCGCCGCCAGACGCUUUCGCUCGGCUUCUCGAGCCGAGGCCGCCCGCACCUCUAACGCGUGCCAGAUCUGCCGGGACAAGAAGGUCAAGUGCUCCGGCCAGCGGCCCUGCAAGUACUGCGCCAAGCGGGGGCUCGAGUGCGUCUUUUCCGCCGCCGAGAAGAGGAAGCUCUACUCCGUCUCGCAGAUCCGCGAACUCGAGGGCAAGGUUGCCUAUUAUGAGCGCCGGCGCCGCGGCACGUCGUCGGCUCCGGACGCCGCGGCGUCUUCCCCGGUGCUGCAGCCGAUAUCCCCUACGUGGCAGACGCCCUUAGGUGAGCUUAACCCGGAUAUAGAUGCCGUUCAUAAUGACAUGGACGUUCCGCAGGAUGGCAGCGGCCUCGUCCUCGACGGCACCGUCGCCACCCCCUCGACCGGUCCUGGCCUGGAUCAGCCUCGAACGACCCGGUCUCAGUCAACCUUCUCCCCUGCGUUAGAGAGGGUACGGACCGGGGCGGCAACUGUAAACACAUCCACAACGUCUCCCGUGCGUUCCGGUAGGGCAAUCGCCCCAGAAUCGGCGCUAUCCUCGAGCGAGACCUUCAGCUCCGAGAUCAAGACCCUCCUCGUGUCCCGCUCAAACCCGGGGUCCGCCGCCAGCCCGUUCGCCGGCGCCGCCACGCCCGUCCCGCACAUCGACCGGCGCGGGCUCGAGGCCCUGGCCGUCGGGCCGUGGCCCGCCGAGGAGGACGCCCACGCCAUGCUCGACGUCGUCAUCCUCAACGUCGGCAUCUCGCAGCAGCUCUUCGACGUCCGCGUCUUCUCGGACAACCUCUCGACGCUGUACCUCGAUUCGUCCUCCGCCGCCGCCGCCGCCGCCGCCGCGGACGUACGGCUGCCGGAGAUCUGGAUCGUCGAGGCCUUGCUUGUGUUUGCCGUCGGUCGUCUCCUGCAGGGUAAAGAUGACGAAAGCGGCGACCUCCCCGGGACGGCGUACUUCCGCGAGGCGGUGAAGCGCACGCCUUUGUUGAGCGAGCUGCGCAGACACGGUGUCAUGGGGGUCGAGGUCAUGGCCUUGACGGCGUUGUAUCUCCAGAUCACGGACCGCAAAGACGAUGCGUACCUACAUUCGAAUACUGCGUUGCGGCUGGCAAUAAGCCACGGCAUGCACCGCGCCAACAGCGGCCAGAGCCUCCGGCGGCCCGAGAACGUCCACAAGAACAGGCUCUGGUGGUCCGUCUACAUGCAAGAAAGGCAGGCAACAAGCUGUGGGCUAUCACGCGAGGAUCAUAAACUGACAGACUACCAGGAGGCUAUGCGCCGCCGGGGGAUAUCCCAUGUCCAUCGAGGACUACGCGAUCACGACCAAGCCGCCAUACGAGGUCCUCGGCUUCCCCUCCGCCACAGCCCUGGGGGUCAACGUCGAAGCGGCGAGGAUCACGGGAAAUAUCACCACGAGUACGAGACAACGGAGAACCUGGUGUCUGCAAGCCGGGUACAUGGACUGACCGUGGCAGCAGCAAUCUACUCGCAAAAAGACGACGCGGAGGCCACCUUCAUCAACAACGUCCAGGGCAUCCUGCACUCGCUGUACGAGGUCGAGAAGACGAUGCCGGCCGAGUACUCGAUGGAGAUCAAGCCAUCGGGCUUGACCGUGGCCGGACGUCCGUUCAUGGAGGCGCCGACGACGACGUCAAGGACCAGCUCGAGCUUGUACGCGUCGGUGUACUCGGCCGUGAUUCACACCGUCCGCCCUAUCCUGCUAUACAUGGCCCGCAACAGCCGGGACCCCGAGAGAGAAGACCCCCAGAGCGAGGUGAGCCCCGCAUUGGUCCGGCUCGCGGAGAUCUGCGUCGAGGCCGCCAGCAAGAGUCUCGUCAUCCUACAAGAGCUACGGAAGAAGGAGAUUCUCGCAAAGAACGCCUUCCUGGACCUCGACGCCGCCUUCUCCGUCGGCUUCGUCUUUGUCCUCGUCGAGGCCGUCAGCCCGGGCAAGGGACUCGGCUUCAAGGGCGUCGAGGGGUCGAGGGCGAUCCUUCGGUACCUCGUCGGCCUCGGCAACCGGGCCGCCGCGAGCCGCCUCGCCGAGCUCGACCAGAUGUGCGCGCACCUCUCGCUGUCUGUACGCCAACCGACUGGUCAAACGCCGCAGGAGGAGGCGUCGUCGUCGUUCAUGGAUCUCCUGACGCAGCCAUUCUCCUUCUCGAGCGGCUACGGGAACGUCGAGGCGGGGGCUGGCGGAGUAUCUCGCAGCGUCGUCGCGGGAGGGAUAAGUAACCGAGAGAGCGAUGUGAACGGGGUGGCUACGGACGGGGGCUGCGAGGCCGCCUCACAACACGACUUCGGGCUGAGCGGUGCCGAUCUGGCGAGUAUACCCCUCGAGGGCGAGAACAGCUUGUACUGGGUCUACCACACGCCGGGAUUCUCGUUCACCGGCGUCGAGCAGACCGACUGGGAGGCGUUGGAGAACCAGAUACCUUGGGGCAGCCAGCAGUGA